Molecule: messenger RNA, 2347 nt
Organism: Myodes glareolus (Bank vole)
Lineage: Eukaryota; Metazoa; Chordata; Mammalia; Rodentia; Cricetidae
Source: RefSeq, a predicted model, not a curated record
CCUGGCCCCACUGCACCCGUGAGCCGGGCGGGUCUCAGGUCGCUCGGGGGCGGCGCCGGUGCCCGCCCCCCACAUCCGGGGGCCGGGCUGGGCUCUGGGGCUCGCGCCGGGCGGGUGAGUCAGGCCGGGUUUUCCCUCCGCCUCUGGGGCCAGCACAAGACUGUCGCCCAGCGCGUCCUCUGCCCGCCGAUCCCGCUCCCGCGCCUGCCCGAAGAGCGUGCGAGGAGAAAGGUUCGGGACCGAGUCAGGGACUGCAGCGCGCCCUGAGAUCCUCGGCGCCAGCAUGAAUCAGCUGCCUGUGCCCUGUUGAACCUUCAUGGCCACGGCCUCAGGCCCUGCUGGCAUUGCCAUGGGCAGCGUGGGCAGCCUGUUGGAACGGCAGGACUUUUCCCCUGAAGAACUUCGUGCCGCUCUGGCUGGGUCCCGGGGCUCCCGGCAGGCUGAUGGGCUCCUCCGGAAAGGCUUGGGCCAGCGCGAACUCUUCAGCUACCUGCAUCUCCCCAAGAAGGACGGCAAGAGCGGCAAGCGAGCACCUCGGAAUGAGCCGGACUAUGCCACCCUCUACUACCGGGAGCAUCCUCGGGCCGGUGACUUCAGCAAGACUUCCCUGCCUGAGAGGGGUCGCUUUGACAAGUGCCGAAUCCGCCCGUCGGUGUUCAAGUCUCCCGUGGGCACCGGGAAAGGCUUCCUGUCCAUGCAAAGCCUGGCAGCCCACAAGGGGCAGAAGUUGUGGCGAAGCAAUGGCAGUCUGCACACGCUGGCCUGCCACCCGCCUCUGAGUCCCGGGCCUCGGGCCAGUCAAGCCCGUGCACAGUUGCUUCAUGCCCUCAGCUUAGAUGAAGGUGGCCCUGAGCCCAGCCUUUCGGACUCUUCCAGUGGGGGUAGUUUUGGCCGUAGUCCAGGCACUGGCCCCAGCCCCUUCAGCUCCUCCUUGGGCCACAUUAAUCACCUUGGGGGCUCACUGGACCGUGCUUCAAGGAGCCCCAAGGAGUCUGGACCUCUGGCUGUACUGAGCUGCCUGCCUGAGCCACCUCCCCCAUAUGAGUUUUCCUGUCCCACUGGUGAGGAGGUAGCCGUGUUGCCUGAGACCUGUGAGGAACUCAAGAGGGACCUCAGUGACCAGGAUGUCUCUAACCCCUUUACUCAGGUGCUAGAGGAGCGCCAGCGGUUGUGGUUGUCUGAACUGAAGCGCCUGUACGUGGAACGGCUGCAUGAGGUGGCCCAGAAAGCUGAGCGCAGCGAGCGCAACCUCCAGCUGCAGCUGUUUAUGGCCCAACAGGAGCAGCGGCGCCUGCGCAAGGAGCUGCGGGCUCAGCAGGGCCUGACCCCAGAGCCUCGGACCUCUGGUCCCCAAGUGGAGGCUGACCCUAAUGCCCGGCCGGAGGAGGAAGCUCGAUGGGAGGUGUGCCAGAAGACCGCGGAGAUUAGCCUGUUGAAACAGCAGCUUCGGGAAGCCCAGGCGGAGCUGGCACAGAAGCUGGCUGAGAUCUUCAGUCUGAAGACGCAACUUCGGGGCAGCAGGGCACAAGCCCAGGCUCAGGACGCUGAGCUGGCUCGGCUGCGGGAGGCAGUGCGCAGUCUGAAAGAACAGGCGCCUCGGGAGGAAGCUCCAGGCAUCUGUGAGACAGAUGACUGCAAGAGCCGGGGACUGCUAGGAGAGGCAGGAGGCAGUGAAGCCAGCGAAGGGGCCGCCGAGCAGCUGCGGGCGGAGCUGCUGCAAGAGCGGCUUCGUGGCCAGGAGCAGGCGCUGCGCUUCGAGCAAGAGCGGCAGACUUGGAAGGAGGAAAAGGAAAGGGUGCUGCGCUACCAGCGAGAAAUCCAGGGGGGCUACAUGGACAUGUACCGGCGGAACCAGGCACUGGAACAGGAGCUGCGGGUGCUGCGGGAGCCCCCUACACCGUGGAGUCCCCGGCUGGAGUCCUCCAAAAUCUGACACUAGCCAAGUGUGCUGACAGCAGGCAUGCUGCCAGAAGAUAGCCUGAGAUAGCAGGCUCCUCCCUUGCCUCCCUUGCUUUGGUCUGAGGCAGAAUCUAUAAAGGCCAGUUCAGGGAUGGGAGGCCCACCCAGAGGAGGGCUCCUGCAGGCAAUGGGCUAGGAUAGGGUACCUGCUCUAGAAGCUAUGGCAAAGUCUUGCUGGCAGAAAAACAGACCCAGGCAGGGCCCAGCCCUGCUCCCUACAGUGGGUGUGACCCAGUAAAGUAGGUUGGAGCCAUCGAAGCCUCAGCCCCAGGAUGCAGAAGGGCAGGAGCAAGGGUGGGUGGCUGGAGACCUGGCCUGAGGUCCUCCGUGGAAGGAGCUGGGGUGGGAAGACUAGCCUCCUCCACAAUAAAAGCACAUUUUUUAUGAG